AUGGCAUCAACCAAGGAUCCGGAUAAAGGAUCUAACAGGAUAAAAGCUCAAAUCAUGUCUAAUCCAACGGAACAUUCCUUCCCCAUGGACAUCGUGUCCGGGGGUGUCGCGGGAAGACUUCGUCAAUUGGAGAAUUUAUUCAUCAGUGGUCCGGUUCAAGGUGGAAAAAUAGGUCAUACAUUUUCAAUUGAAACGCUUAUUGAUGUUUUAUUGAUUCUCUAUGAUGAAUGCUGUAAUUCAUCGCUACGCCGUGAAAAAACAGUCUCAGACUUUAUUGAAUUCGUAAAACCGGUGGCUGCGUGUAUCAAAAGUUUACAACUAUGCCGGGAAGAUUUUGAAAUAAUAAAAGUAAUAGGCCGUGGAGCGUUUGGAGAAGUAUGUGUUGUAAAAAUGCGUGAAUCCGAUAAAGUAUUUGCUAUGAAGAUACUGAACAAAUGGGAGAUGUUGAAGCGCGCAGAGACGGCUUGCUUUAGAGAAGAACGAGACGUUUUGGUGUACGGCGAUCGUCGGUGGAUUACCAACCUUCACUAUGCCUUUCAAGACGACAACAAUCUGUACUUGGUGAUGGAUUAUUACUGCGGUGGUGAUUUACUCACUUUGCUUAGCAAAUUUGAGGACAGGUUGCCCGAAGAUAUGGCCCGGUUCUAUAUCGCUGAAAUGGUACUCGCUAUUGGAUCGAUACAUGAUCUGCGUUAUGUUCAUCGUGACAUUAAACCGGAUAAUGUUCUAUUGGAUGCUAAUGGGCAUAUUCGUUUAGCUGACUUUGGCUCUUGCCUCAGAUUGUUUGAGGACGGUACCGUUCAGAGCAACGUCGCUGUUGGCACACCCGAUUAUAUAUCACCGGAAAUUCUCAGGGCAAUGGAAGAUGGACAAGGCAGAUACGGGCCAGAGUGUGAUUGGUGGUCGUUGGGAGUUUGUAUGUACGAAAUGUUGUACGGCGAGACGCCGUUUUACGCAGAAUCUCUAGUCGAAACUUAUGGAAGAAUAAUGAACCAUAAGAAUUGUUUUGAUUUCCCAACGGAUGACACCUACGACGUGUCCGACGAAGCCAAGGAUCUGAUGCGAAAAUUGAUUUGCAGUUCGGAGUUUAGAUUGGGUCAAAACGGAAUUGAGGAUUUCAAAAAACACCCUUGGUUUAACGGAGUCAACUGGGACACUCUUAGGGACAGUACAGCGCCUUACAUUCCUGAAGUUUCCUCGCCGACAGACACGUCAAACUUCGACGUCGACGACAACGACGUUCGUAGCUCGGACGCGGUGCCUCCGUCGGCUAACUCGGCUUUCUCGGCCUUGCACUUGCCGUUCAUUGGGUUCAGUUUCACCCAGGGGAGCUGUAUAUCUGACCUGGGCUCGCUGACAGUGUUGCCCCCGCGAAAGGACAAGAGCAUCGAGGUCCUCGAGGAAGAAAAUAGCCGGCUUCUCCAGUCAAUGGCGGAUCUGAAGAACCAAUUGGCAGUUGGAACAACUACUACUCCGCCAACAGUCUCUCCGGACUCUAAUACCGCGACGAGGAAGCUUCAAGACGAAAUAAAUACUCUGACAAAGCGGAAUUGCGAGCUCGAAUCACAAUUAAAGUCACUGGAAACGAAUAGCAGUGCUGCGCAGCGUGAUUUAAGGAGCAAAGAUAACGGUGGAGAUGUAGGCAAAAUACAGGAGCUUGAAAAAUUGAUUAGAGUAUUGCGUGCCGAGAAGGAGGAGGCUACAAAAGAAAAAUUGGAUACUCAGGAGAAAUUAAAGCUUCAGGAUAAGGAAUUAAAGGACGCGUUGACACAACGAAAGCUCGCCAUGGCCGAGUACACUGAGGUUACCGAUAAAUUAUCUGAGUUGAGACAGCAGAAGCAAAAAUUAUCCCGGCAAGUGCGUGAUAAGGAGGAAGAGUUGGAGGUCGUUAUGCAAAAAGUUGAUAGCCUAAGACACGACAUCCGGAAAGCGGAAAAAUUACGGCGCGAGCUGGAAAAUCGCGUUGAGGAAGCCAUGGCGGAAACCAGCAAAGAGAGGAAAUUACGGGAAAGAAGUGAGGAGUAUUGUAAACAGAUGCAAGAGGAAACGGAAAAAAUACGUCAACGGUCUGUUGGUAAUGACGCUAGUGCUAAUCAUGCACUUGCUACGCAGGAAAUAAAUCGGCUUAAAUCCGAAGUCGAGCAGCUUGAAAUUCAAUACAACGAGAAUUUGAGUCAGCAGCAGAGUCGGUACAACACUGAGAUACGUAGCCUUCAAGAACAACUGCAUGAGGCCGAGAGCAGACGUGAGUUACUUGAACGAGAAGUUCAGGUAACAAAAGAUAAAUUGGAUGCCGCGAGACUUGAAAAUAUUACAGACAGCGAGGAGACGAUAAGUGAAUUAAGCAGACGUCAUGAAAGGGAGAAAAUAAUGCUCGCUGAGGAAAAUAAAAAAUUAAUACUCGAGCUGAAUUCUAUGACUGACAGCGUUAAUAGGAUUCAGGGAGAGAGAAGACAGCUUGAAGAGGAGUACGAGGAGCUCAGAAAUAAAAAGGAAGCCAUCGCCCAGUGGGAGGCACAGAUUACUGAAAUUAUUCAGUGGGUCUCCGAUGAAAAAGACGCCAGAGGAUAUUUGCAGGCUCUUGCUACCAAAAUGACCGAGGAACUCGAAUUCCUUAAACACUCUGGCGGCGUUGGUGGCGUCGGAAGCACUUCAACUAUGUCUGAUAAAAAUUGGAGGAACCGCAGAUCUCAAAAACUUGAUAAAAUGGAGUUAUUGAAUUUACAGAGCUCCCUUCAGAGCGAGAUUCAAGCCAAACAAGCUAUUUCUGAAGAGCUUACUAAAACGCGCUCGGAUCUCAUUGCUGCGCAAAAGGAAUUACGAGACUUUAGACAACGAAUGGAUUCAAUGUCACACGAAGUAAAGCGCAAAGAAAUGCAAAUCAAGGAGCUUCAAUCACGUGUUGAGACGAAUGAUGGUUCUGUUCUCCUCUCAACCACUGUACCGUCAAGCAAAUUGUCUCCGUCUCCGUCCACCAAGUCUGCGUCUACGUCUACGUCUAGCUCUCCAACGACAAUUACAACAACCAGUACAACAACAUCUUCAUCUUCUACUUCAACUUCAGCAAACAAGCACAUCAUCAGAACAAAACCCCAACGAAUCAUCGUACACCAGCCGUCAUCACCCUUACCAGUAAUACGUUCUCCCCGCAUCACAACAUGUCGCUUAUUAACUAGAUUUGCUACGGUCAACUCAAUCAUCAAUCGCAAUGCUGUCGCCAUCGUAUCGUCGCCUGUCUUGGAACGUCCUACAUCCCAAAUGUCGUACCUGGAACACUUUCUCAAGGAAACAGCUGGCAGUACACGUCACGGAAGUGUGGAUAGUGUUGAGGGUGAUAUUGAAGAUAACAGGGCUCCUAGUCUUACGAGUAGUAAAAGUAAUCUCUCUGAACUGAGUAUAGAUCCAACAUCACCGUUGUCUCACGAACUACUAAAUAAAUCGUCAGCUCAUAGCCAAGCAGCCUUACAACCAAAACCAAAAUCACAUCAAUUUUUAGUACGAACAUUUUCAGCCCCUACUAAAUGUAAUCACUGUACAUCGCUUAUGGUGGGCUUAACCAGACAGGGAGUAGUUUGUGAAGUAUGUGGUUUUGCUUGUCACAUGCCUUGUUGUGAUAAAGUACCAGCAAUGUGUCCUGUUCCACAUGAUAAAAUCCCUAAAAUGGGUGGUGUCAAGAAGGGGUGGAUCCGUCAAUUUGUGGUGGUGUGUGACUUUAAAUUGUUCCUGUAUGAUAUAUCGCCCGACAGGAAUGCUUUGCCGUCUGUCUACGUGUCUCAAGUACUGGAUAUGCGAGACUCCGAGUUUGGCGUCAGUUCUGUUCGUGAAUCAGAUGUCAUUCACGCGACUAAAAAAGACAUUCCAUGCAUAUUUAGGAUUACUACGUCUUUAUUGGAACCACCUGGACUAAGGAACCACACGCUGAUGCUCGCUGAUACCGAGAGCGAAAAAACAAAGUGGGUCGUUGCGUUGGGUGAGCUUCAUCGAAUUUUAAAGAAAAAUAAUCUUCCAAAUACAACGGUCUUCCGUGCGAAAGAAUUGUUGGACAACACAUUGGCGGUUGUUAAAAACGUGAUGUCAGGAGCGAUAAUAGAUCCUGAUCGUCUAGUCAUUGGUACCGAGGAGGGCCUAUUCUGUUUAGACUUAGAUCGUAGCGAGGUCGCUAAAGUUGGCGAGGGAAAGAAAAUAUAUUUACUCGAGUACAUUACCGAGGAACAAUUAAUCGUGGUGCUUAGUGGGAAGCAACGUCACGUAAGAUUAGUCCCAGUACGUGCGUUAGACGGUGAUGAAGUUGAAUGGAUUAAAGUCGCCGAAACCAAGGGAUGUAUUACCUUAACUACCGGUCUGGUGAGACGUAAUCCCCUUACUUAUUGUUUAUGCGUCGCUAUUAAGAAACAGAACGCUUCACAUGUUAUGAUUUACGAAGUAACACGUACGAAAACUCGACAUAAACGAAUUCACGAAUUAAUGCUGCCUUGUCAUGCACAAACUUUACAAGUACUGUCAGAAGGCCGUCUUUGCGUUGGUUAUCCUUCAGGAUUUUCUAUUUAUAGUAUUUUAGGAGACCAUCAUCCUAUUUCAUUGGUCCAUCCAGAGAAUACUUUGCUCGGAUUUUUAACUUACAGUGCAGUCGAUGCAAUGCGUUGUAUAGAAUUACCACGCGGUGAAUUUUUAUUGGUCUUUCAAACUCUAGCUGUUUAUGUUGACAGUCAAGGAAGAAAGAGCAGAGAUCGUGAGAUAAUGUAUCCCGCUGUUCCAACGGCAGUCAGUUAUUGCGAAGGAUAUUUAUUAAUCUACAGCGAAACUCACGUGGAUGUAUUUGACUGCACAACAGGCGAUUGGUUACAAACGCUCAAUGUAAAACGAGCACGUCCAUUAAAUAUUUCAGGUUCUCUUACAACUUCUUUGAUCAACGAUAUGCCCUAUGUCAUUCACCUGAGUAAUUUACACCAAAGAGAAUUACUAAAUUUAAUACCUGUAGACGGAAGUGGAAGACAAAUAACCAGGCCACGAAGACGAUUUUCACUGCGAGAAGGAAACCGUGGCGUGCGACCGACCGAUCGACGCUCGAAAAUGAUAUCAGCUCCGACGAAUUUCAACCACAUUAGUCACAUGGGUCCUGGCAACGGGAUACAAAUUCAACGAUUGCUAGAUCUCCCGACAACCCUCGAAACCGCUGACCAGCAGCAGUACUCCAGCCACCACAGCGCCUCUCAUUUGCACCAGAACCCGCAGCAACGAUUUUACGGGCCCGUUCAACCACCCAGCAAACCAGCCCCGCUACCACCUAGACAUCCACCCUCUGAUACUCGUCGACUCAGCUCUCAUAUGUCAAGAAAUUCCGGAUAUUCUCCGCAUAAUGGAUCAACAUCUUCAAGACGAGGACCAGCGCCUCCAAGACCAACAGCGACUCCACCGUCAUUACCCCGAACGCCUGUCGACCAAACAGAGUCCGAAUCGCUUCAUAUGCGUUCGCAUACUCCAUUGUCUCUUGGAAGUAUCGCGUCUUUACAAGACAAAGAUCAUGCUACGGGUGGAAGUCCUCGUCACUCGAUUGCGUCGAACAACAGUUCAAAUCCUUCAACGCCGCCUAGUCCUGCUCACGACCAUGGAUCGUCAUCUUACGACUCUUAA
Cotesia congregata is the source of this 5631-nucleotide messenger RNA. The record is from the annotation of a GenBank genome assembly. Lineage: Eukaryota; Metazoa; Arthropoda; Insecta; Hymenoptera; Braconidae.